ACCCACCAUUACCCACUCUCGACUCUCCAUUUCACAGUCAAACACCAGAGAUUUGUUACAAUGGCUGCCACCGGAGAAGCUCAGCCUGCAAAACACCAAGAAGUUGGCCACAAGAGCCUCCUUCAAAGCGAUGCACUUUACCAAUACAUUCUCGAAACCAGUGUUUACCCCAGAGAGCCAGAAUCCAUGAAAGAGCUACGAGAGGUCACUGCUAGACACCCUUGGAAUCUUAUGACGACAUCUGCUGACGAAGGACAGUUUUUGAACUUACUUCUCAAGCUCAUAAAUGCUAAGAACACAAUGGAGAUCGGUGUUUACACCGGUUAUUCUCUUCUUUCUACUGCUCUUGCUCUUCCAGAAGAUGGAAAGAUAUUGGCUUUGGACAUAAACCGUGAAAAUUACGAAAUUGGCCUUCCAAUUAUCGAGAAAGCCGGUGUUGCUCACAAGAUUGACUUUAGAGAAGGCCCUGCCCUUCCUCUUCUUGACCAAAUGGUUGACGACGUAAAAUUCCAUGGAUCAUUUGAUUUUAUUUUUGUGGAUGCUGAUAAAGACAACUAUCUUAACUACCACAAAAGAUUAAUUGAUCUUGUGAAAAUUGGAGGAGUGAUUGGCUACGAUAACACCCUUUGGAAUGGGUCUUUGGUGGCACCUGCUGAUGCUCCACUGCGAAAGUAUGUUAGAUAUUAUAGAGACUUCGUAUUAGAGCUGAAUAAAGCGUUGGCUGUUGAUCCAAGAGUAGAGAUAUGUCAGCUUCCGGUGGGUGAUGGAAUCACUCUAUGUCGCCGUAUAAGCUAAACACAAAUCAUGGACAACCGAAAUAAACAAUUAAUAUUUAUCUUUCAUACCUUGAAAACUUGUAAAUGAAUCAUAUCUUUCAUUGAUUUCCAUUCUAUCAAUUUGCAUUGGUCAUGUUUUAAAUUAUGCUUCCAUAAUCAGGAUUUAAAGCACGAGUAUUGCGGCCAAACUUUAUUAAUUCUAUGUGCAAAAGGGUAUAUUUGACUGAAGAAACUAAUGCAAAACGUUAUUUUUCGACAACCGGGACCUUUUCCAUAAUUAUACUACUUAUUUCUAUAGUUUUAUUUUUAAAUAUAUAUAAGAUAUAAGAUAAGAUACAGGUAAUCUCUAUAAUAUUAAUAUUACACAUGCAUUAUUUCAGUAAAUUUUAAAUUUCCUCCUAUUACAUAUAGAGAAUUUCUAUAAUAAUCCUAUUACAUAAGCACAAUGACAAUUCUGCAAUUCAUCCAUAUUAUCGACACAUAGGCCAUUUAUGUAUUUUUUACUUUUACACAGUGAUCAUUUAUGUAAUUUUGUAUAAUUUUUAUUUCUUGGAAAUUUAGUAGUUGUAGAUAUAUUUUUGUACUUUCAUUAUUAUACAAGGACCAUCUUUUUAGUUCGCAAAA
Lactuca saligna is the source of this 1400-nucleotide messenger RNA. The record is from the annotation of a GenBank genome assembly. NCBI's taxonomy places the organism in Eukaryota, Viridiplantae, Streptophyta, Magnoliopsida, Asterales, Asteraceae.